GCGUCACUAAUGCAUGAUACUGUACUUUGUUGAGCGAGACAGCCAUACAGCGCACCUGAAAACCCAAGUAAAACUCUUGUUAGGAUGGCGUCGAGUGCCUCAAAGUUAAUCCUAAGGACCCUGUGCGAUAACCACGGGUGUUUGGACUUUAAGAGACUGAGCGAUGAGCUUUUGCGAAGUUCAGUAGAGACAGAAGAACUACGGUCUAUUUUAUUCGACGACGGUAAAAUAGCUAUUCGAGAGGGAACAAAGCGGGCCACAGGCGGUCUGAUACUCGGCCCAGACAGUCUGGUUGUGGCCAAAACCAGAUUGAGGCUCUGUCAAAAGAAACCCGGGCAAUGUCAGCACUGCGACGGCUUACAUUUGUGCAGGUAUUUUGUUUGCGGAGGCUGCACUUUCGGACAGAAGUGCAAAAAUCAACACAGCCUGGAUUGCGCGCACAACGCAGAGCUUUUGAAAAGGCAUGACCUUCUCGGUUUGACAGAGAAACAGCUGUUCCAGCUGUUACUGCAGAAUGACCCUUACCUGCUUCCUGAGGUGUGCCUGCAUUACAACAAGGGGGACGGUCCAUUCGGGUCUUGCCGAUACGCCAGCAGCUGCACCAAGCUUCAUGUCUGCCAGCACUUCCUCCAGGGGGACUGUAGGUUUGGCUCGACGUGUAAGAGGUCCCAUACGUUUGAUACGCAAGGAAGCAAGCUUUUCCGAGGAUUUAGCCAGGAGAACCUUCAAAACCUUCCCAAUUACUACAGAAAUAGAUACAUUAUCACGAAUCCACAAGUGCAGGCACCCGUUCUCCGAGUGCUUCCAGAGGCUUCCGGACUCUGCCUCGAUCAGGCUGCUUCUCGGCCAUCCCACCAGAAGCCCGGAUCUCCCACUAGUUCCGGGGCUCCCUCCAAACCCUCGAGUGAUGCCGAGAAGAAUGAGAUCUGCCUGUUUUUCAUUCGCAGACAGUGCAGCUACAAAGAGAAAUGCGCCCGUGCCCACUGGCACCUACCGUACAGAUGGCAGGUGUUAGACAAAGACGGGGUGACCUGGAAAGACCUGCCCAACAUGGAGGAUAUUGAGAAGGCAUACUGUGAUCCGGCGUGUGACACCAGCUGCAAGGAUCAGAUACCAGCUGCCUUAGGGAUUUUCAGACUUUUGACUCUUCAAAGCUCUGUUUCCAGCGUUGAGCAACAUGUGGACUUCAAAACGAUGACUUAUGGAGGGUCUCCGGUUUGUCGCUUGUCGACUGCCUCGUCUGUCUCGAAGCCCCCCCACUUCAUUCUGACAACAGAGUGGGUUUGGUAUUGGAGGGACGACAGUGGGCUAUGGCUGGAGUAUGCACAGGAUAAUGGCGAGAGCACCGUCAGCUCUCAAACCCUGGAGAAUUUGUACCUGGCAGACAGAGAUACGGAGAUUCCUUUCGGAGCCGGCAAGCAUCAGUAUGUGCUCCACUUUAAAGGAGCGACAGGAGGCCAGCAGAUGUAUCAGCAAAAUAUAAAAUACCAAACCAGAAGAGAGGUCAGAAGGAGGCCUCGCUUUGUGUCUGCCCAUGACGUGCAGGUGACUCUGGGGAGGGAGUCAUCACAUGGCGCCAGCACCUCCAACCCUGAAAACGUCCCAUCCUACUGGGACAAGAAAGCUCUGCCCGAGUACGGAUACAAGCUCGUGUCACUGACGAAAUCUGCACAAGAUUACAGUAUGAUUGAGAAACUAUUUAAGCAGACUAUGCCACAGAGUAAAAUCAGCAGCAUUGAGAGGAUCCAGAACCCCUCUCUGUGGAAGGUCUUUCAGUGGCAGAAAGAGCAGAUGCAAAAGAGGAAUAAUGGGAAACCUGUCGAUCAAAUGUACUUGUUCCACGGAACAAGCGAGACUUGGGUAUCUGCCAUAUGUGAGCAAAACUUUGACUGGAGGAUGUGCGGUGUCCACGGCACAGCUUAUGGCAAAGGGAGCUACUUUGCCAAAAAUGCAUCCUACUCAGACAGAUACUCCCGUGCCAGCGGCAGCCUGAACAAGAUCAUGUUUGUUGCUUUGGUCUUGGUGGGGCACCACACAAAGGGAAGCAGCAGCUACGUCAAACCGCCAGCGAAAGGAAGCAGCAGGGAUUUCUAUGACAGCUGCGUUGAUAAUGAGAGAGACCCCGGCAUUUAUGUUAUCUUCGAAAAACAGCAGAUUUACCCAGAGUAUCUGAUUAAGUAUGUGUAAGUAAAACUUCUCCUUUUAGUGAGGGGUGGUUCUUUAUGGUGGUUCUUUAAGGAUUUAAAAGUUCAAAUGGUAAUAUUUCAUAUUGUUAGAUGCAAAGGGCUACUUUGGGUGUGACGGUAUAGUAAGACGAUCAAUUAGUGUUCAAGCCUCAGGGUACAGUCUCUUGAUUGCUUUAUCUCUUAUUUCCUCAUCAUACAUCUAUACAAGAAUCAAGGUUAAAUGCAAAGGUUGAAGUACUUUUUUUUCAGUAAACCAGUGUCAGUUGAAGAGCUCAUAGGGGAAAGGCCAGCAUGUAGUAUAUAUGGUUAUGUUCUGGCCCUUUUCAGUCAAAGAAAAGGAGCAGCUUCAGUUGAUGCCAAUAUCAAAUUUGUUUGUUUGUUUGUUUUUUUCUUAAGAUAGGUUGAAGACAUUAUAGAUAUUCUACAAACCAAUACGUUGAUUGAAAAAUACAGGGAAUAGGUAUCCGUGACUGUCAGAAUGGGUCAAAUACUUUUUUUUUUUAAUGCAAAGCCGAGCUUUUCUGUGACAUAUAUACUUACUCUAACUUCCUUUUCCAGUAAAAAUGUAGACACAAAGAAGAAAUUUUUUAAACGUAUGUAGACACGGCAUGAUUGUUGCUGGUUCAUCCAAAAUAAAAAUAACAAUGUGGGUGUUGGAUUGUUUAACCCUAACAACCCAAAUUAUUAGCAGUAAAAAUAUCAUUGUCAUGUUAAAAAUGUCAAAAAAGAGGAAAAGGUAGGAAAAAAGAGGAGUGAACUUGUGUUGGGGGCCGGAACUUCCUGUGUGGGCCUUCCUGUGGUUAAAACACCUGCGUGAGACCGUCUCUCAGCCUAGCAGGUUCAGCUCAUGGUCCAAUCACCAGAUACACAACUGGUAAGGAGGAAAUUAAGUUAGUUAUUAAGAUAUUGUUUAUUGAAAGGUAGAAGUUGAGUUGGAAGAUGUUGUAGUAUGGUUUGUG
Messenger RNA from Menidia menidia (Atlantic silverside), 3145 nucleotides. Lineage: Eukaryota; Metazoa; Chordata; Actinopteri; Atheriniformes; Atherinopsidae. The record is from the annotation of a GenBank genome assembly.